Physella acuta is the source of this 1622-nucleotide messenger RNA. Its product is annotated as beta-lactamase domain-containing protein 2. The record is from RefSeq and is a predicted model, not a curated record. Lineage: Eukaryota; Metazoa; Mollusca; Gastropoda; Physidae.
AAGGGCACAAUAGUACUGGAUUCUAUGAUGAGAAAAAUGUUCAUGACUGCUAAUUUUACUGUAUAUCUGAGCGAUGAGACGAAUCAAUAUUUAUAAAGUUAGCAUUUCAACAAACUCAUCUAGAUCUAGGCUAAUUUUAAAACUAUAAACGAAAUGCCAGUUAAAUAUCCUUUACCAACAGGGUAUACUGCUCCUGGUUUUGAAAGAGUUCUUCGGGUGUACAGAGACAAUUUUACUAAAGGUAUUGAAAAAGGUAGCAGUUUUGCAGCUUAUUACAAAGGGAAGUUGAUUGUAAACAUUUGGGGAGGCCUAGCAGAUCAGCAAGUGAAGAGACCAUGGAAAGAUCACACCUUUGGCUUCUUUUAUUCAACGACAAAAUUUUUUGCUGCUGUGACUAUUGCACAUAUUGUUGAGAGGGGACUGUUGAGAUAUGAUGAAAAAAUAGCUAAGUAUUGGCCAGAUUUUGCAAAAAAUGGAAAAGAAGAGAUCACUCUGGAAAUGCUAUUGUCUCACAAGGCUGGACUUCCAGCUUUAAGUAACAACUUUGAGUUAUCUUGGAUGAAAGAUGACCCAAAAAAACUGUAUGAUGCUUUAGUAGAUCAGAAGCCUUUGUGGAAUCCAGGAGAUGGCCAUGGCUACAGCCCUGUUGUAUUUGGCCUCUACCUCAAUGAAAUUGUCAAGAGAGUUGACAAAAAAGGUCGGACACUGUCUCAAUAUUAUUGGGAAGAAAUUGGCCAGCCUUUUGGCCUUGAUUUUCACAUUGGGGUCCCAGCGCAUCUUCAGUAUAGGGCUGCCAGACUUGAGCCUGUUGUAUUGACACGAGAGGAUUUAGCAAAAAUGAUGGAGGCCUUCAAACUGGACCCAACUAUUUAUGCCUUGGCAUUUAGUCAGCCAACAGAUUGGAAUUCUAGUCGAAAGUUGAACGACCCAGACUUUUUGCAACUUCCUAAUUCAUCGAGUCAUGGUGGAGGCACAGCUGAAGCUGUAGCCAAGUUGGCUGGGAUACUUGCCAAUGGUGGGCAACAUGAUGGGAAAACACUUCUCUCCCCUGAUUCUAUAGCCAGGCUGCAGGAACCGCUGGCAGAUGGGGUGGAUAGAACUACUGGUAGUGAAAAUAUCCAUGGUCGUGGGACAUGGCUGAUACCAGUCGUUGAAGGGGAUCAGAGCUGGUUCAUGUAUGGUCAUGCAGGCUAUGGUGACCAGUGCUGUGCUGCUGACCCACGCUACAAGAUGGGCUGGGCCUACACGACAAACUAUUUAGACCCAGUCAUCAACUUCAACAACAAGAACAAGUGGCGCCCCCUGAUCAAGGAGCUGUUUGAAUGUGUGCACAGGCUGGAGAAUGUCCAAGUGGAGCGCAGGAUCCUCCUGUCUCUCACACAACUGGAGCAGGAGAAGAGCCACGCCUCCCAGAAAAGUCAAGUUCUACAGCAAAGUAAACUUUGACACAGGAUAUUUUUUAGAAUUCAAGAUGAUUUGCUCCAUUUUUCCAUCUGCUAAGAACCUAAAGCAGUGUUUUAAAUGUUGUUGUAUUGUUGUAAUAGUCUAUAAUAGUUUCAAAAUGUUAUUAACUUUAAUAUGCUGUUAUUUUUAUUGUUGAAUAAAUGUGUAUCAAAUUUAAA